AUGAUCCUCAUGCUUAUUUUUUUAAAUGGCACCUUCGUUUUCGUUUCAGUUUUGUUUGGCUAUGCUACCACAGUUAUUCCUCGUGUGUACACAUACUAUGUUUCUACGGCACUGUUUGCAAUUUUUGGCAUCCGGAUGCUUCGGGAAGGCUUGAAAAUGAGUCCAGAUGAGGGUCAGGAAGAGCUGGAGGAAGUUCAAGCAGAAAUUAAAAAGAAAGAUGAGGAACUUCAGAGAACUAAACUGUUAAAUGGGCCAGGAGAUGUGGAAUCGGGGCCAGGCACCACUAUACCUCAGAAGAAAUGGCUACAUUUUAUUUCUCCAAUCUUUGUCCAAGCUUUUACUUUAACAUUUUUAGCAGAAUGGGGUGAUCGUUCCCAAUUAACAACCAUAGUGUUGGCUGCCAGAGAGGACCCCUAUGGCGUGGCAGUGGGAGGCACAGUGGGGCAUUGCCUAUGCACUGGUUUAGCAGUUAUCGGAGGCAGAAUGAUAGCACAAAAAAUAUCGGUUAGGACUGUGACAAUCAUAGGAGGCAUUGUAUUCUUAGCAUUUGCAUUUUCUGCACUAUUUAUAAGUCCAGACUCUGGUUUUUAAACUUUUUCAUCACUGCAGAGGAACAAGGAUUGGAAGCAUCCAGCAGAGAUCCUUGUGCAUUUUUGUAUAUAAUGUACAG
Nestor notabilis (Kea) is the source of this 670-nucleotide messenger RNA. RefSeq names its product transmembrane protein 165 (gene TMEM165). The transcript has 4 exons. Gene Ontology annotation, cellular component: Golgi apparatus. Gene Ontology annotation, biological process: Golgi calcium ion homeostasis; Golgi calcium ion transport; calcium ion transmembrane transport. Gene Ontology annotation, molecular function: manganese ion transmembrane transporter activity; calcium ion transmembrane transporter activity. NCBI's taxonomy places the organism in Eukaryota, Metazoa, Chordata, Aves, Psittaciformes, Psittacidae. The record is from RefSeq and is a predicted model, not a curated record. Bases 1 to 591 code for a protein of 196 amino acids.